This is a messenger RNA of Hibiscus syriacus, 1688 nucleotides long. RefSeq names its product polyadenylate-binding protein-interacting protein 11-like. The transcript is spliced from 11 exons. Bases 275 to 1360 code for a protein of 361 amino acids. Lineage: Eukaryota; Viridiplantae; Streptophyta; Magnoliopsida; Malvales; Malvaceae. Gene Ontology annotation, molecular function: RNA binding. The record is from RefSeq and is a predicted model, not a curated record.
CACACACACCCAAGCCCUUUUUUCAAUUUACAGAAUCAUCACAAUAAAACCCAAAAAAAAAAGCUUCUUUUUGUUCGUUCUCCCUCGAUUUGAAGACUCUUUCUUUUUGCUAAUUCUCAGCGCAUAAAGUGACGAUCUUUGAGGUGGGUUUUGGCUUUUACAUCAAUGGAAACCAUUUAGAUAAGUCAGAAUGAUAGAGAUGUGAUUUUUCUGUUGUACAUUACGGGGAAUCUGAAACAGACCAUCGUUUUGUUAAGAGGAUUUGCAUUCGAUCAUGCCGGUUCUUGAGAAUACUGUGGCUGUGUCGUCGAUCGACUCCCAAGCGGUCAAUGAUUCUGGUAAAUCAAAAACCAGCAGCGAUUCCGCGGCUGCUUCUAAGACUACCGAGGAAGCCCGCUUUGAACAAGUCAAACCAGCACAAGCAGCCAUAGAUGGCGACGACAAUAGCAAAACUGAAAUGCUAAAUGGGUUUAACAAUGUGGAAAAUGGGGGUAAUGGUGAGAUUUUCGAGAAAAACAUGAGCCAUUUGGUUGAAAUUUUGUCUAAGCUUAACCCUAUGGCUGAGGAAUUUGUGCCUCCUUCCCUUGCCAAUCAUCAUAAUCUUGAUGGUAACCAUGAUCAGAACCAUCAUGAUAAUCACUUUCUGGAAAAUGGGUUUGGUUUUAUUACUGACAAUUUUGCUAUGAAUGCUAAUUCUGGCAAUGGAUACACUAAUAGAAGGAAGAGGAACAACUUUAGCCAAGUGAAGAGAAGGUUGAGUAAUCGAACUAACCUUGCGCAGCAAGAGGACGCGAUUAGGAAGACUGUUUAUGUAUCUGAUAUUGAUCUACAGGUUACUGAGGAGCUUCUUGCUGGUCUCUUUCUGAGUUGCGGACCGGUUGUUGAUUGUCGUAUAUGCGGUGACCCUAAUUCUGUUCUCCGCUUUGCCUUCAUCGAAUUUUAUAAAGAAGAGGGUGCGAAAGCUGCUUUGAAUUUGUCUGGAACCAUCCUCGGUUACUACCCUCUGAAAGUGAUGCCUUCCAAGACCGCCAUCGCACCUGUUAACCCAACCUUUUUGCCCAGGUCUGAGGAUGAGCGGGAGAUGUGCGCAAGGACCAUUUACUGUACAAACAUAGACAAGAAGAUUACUCAAGCUGAUGUCAAGCUCUUCUUUGAAUCACUAUGUGGGGAGGUUCACCGCUUGAGACUAUUGGGAGACUAUCAUCAUUCAACUCGCAUUGCUUUUGUCGAGUUCACAAUGGCUGAAAGUGCGAUCGCAGCCCUCAACUGCAGUGGUGUGGUUUUGGGAUCACUGCCCAUAAGGGUAAGCCCAUCAAAGACACCUGUUCGUCCCCGUGCUCCUCGCCUUGCAAUGCACUAAAUCACCCGUGCUCCUCGCCUUGCAAUGCGCUAAAUCACCCAUGCUCCUUUCUCUAUUCGGGACUUAUCAACUGCCAAUAUAUUUACAUAUACAUGCAUACAUAGAGCAGUACAUUCGAGGUACUUUUGGUGUCAAAUGUUAUCUUCUCCGUGCAUUGUAGUUACUUUUGUAGGGGUUAAUCGUGGUUGGUACCUUUUAGCUCGUUAACGAGGUUUUGACAGACAUGAAUGUUAAUUUAUGGUUCAUGUUUCAAUGGAUUCUCUAAGGAUGAUAUCCCUAAACACAGAUUGCAAGGGCGUAUCUAACAACUAGUAAAUGUUAAAUAGAC